Merops nubicus (carmine bee-eater) is the source of this 1113-nucleotide messenger RNA. RefSeq names its product BEN domain containing 6 (gene BEND6). Gene Ontology annotation, cellular component: nucleus. Gene Ontology annotation, biological process: positive regulation of neuron differentiation; negative regulation of Notch signaling pathway. Gene Ontology annotation, molecular function: DNA binding; transcription corepressor activity. The coding region runs from base 1 to 1113 and encodes 370 amino acids. The record is from RefSeq and is a predicted model, not a curated record. Lineage: Eukaryota; Metazoa; Chordata; Aves; Coraciiformes; Meropidae. The transcript has 6 exons.
AUGCAAAGGAUAUUACAAGCAGAUGAAAUAACAAAAAUACAAGUGCUUGGAAAAGAGAAGAGGAAGAGGAUAGAAAUGAUAUUCUCAGAAAGUGAGGACAGUGACCUGGAUAAAGAACAGAGAGAACCAUAUUCAGGAAGCAACUUUCUGUACAGUGAAAGUAGCAGUGAUGAUGAAGAGCCUUUAUUUCAACUAUCCAAGGUAGAACUGUGUGCCAAAAUAAAAAGUCUCAAGAGGAAGCUGACAGACACCAUGAGAGAAAAUUGCCGCUUAAGGCAGUCCCUGGUGAUGCUUCAAGUGUUGCCACAGGCAGUCACCCAUUUUGAGGAACUGGUAGGGAUGGCUGAAGCACUGCUCAAAGGGGGAGUGACAUCAUCUACGUCCAGUCUGCAUUCACAUGCUGUUUGGAAGGCAUCUGGCAACCCGUUAGCAGAUUCAUAUGCAGCUAUGCAUAGUAAUUCCAGCUCACCAGUAACUUUGAAUGUGGAAGAUGAGGAGCAACAGAAUGAAAAGCAGUUCAAGAUCGAAAAGUGGCAGAUUGCACUUUGUAACAAGAGCAAACCUCAGAAGUUUAUAAACGACUUGAUGCAAGCACUUUAUACACAUGAAUACAUGGCUACACACAGCCUGACGGGUGCAAAGUCCUCCUCUUCGAAGGAUAAAGCAGCAAAACCAGCUAUGAAUCAGAAUGAAGUUCAGGAAAUCAUAGGAAUCACAAAACAGUUGUUUCCAAACACAGAUGAUGCCUUAAUUAGGCGAAUGAUGGGACAAAAACUGAACAAUUGCACCAAGAAGCCAAUUUUAAGCAAAGAUCUUAACUCAGGUGCUUUUCAGAAGCAUAGCUUUUGUGGUUCAACAGCUGCUCCUCAGGGCAUCAUCUCUUCGGCUGUUCCUCCCAGCACCCAAGACCAGCAGGAUGAUGAUUCACCAGCUGCCAAUGCACAAGUUCAGCAAAGUGACAGCCGUCAGACUCCUCCACCUCCCACCCCACAAGGUCAGCAGGAGUGUUUCAAGCCCACUUCCAAGGUGGAGUCUCAACUCGCCAGAAGCUCACCAGCGCCCUCUCCCAACCACGGUUGUGGACAGGAUCUCAGGAAUUCAGACAACAAAUAA